AUGGGGGCAGCUGUGUCAUCCGGAAGACAAAUCUCACGUACGGCGAGCACUUCACCCCACGGUCACUCGCAGGCCAUGCUGCUUGUAAACGGAUCUGUGAGACGGGAUGCGCGAGGAGGAUUAAACUAUCCAAUAUCCAACGGGGAUGUCGGUGUUGAUCUUGGCACCAUGCACAAAAUCGAUCAACGACGUAAAAAGAUAGGGGCCACUAUUGAUGAGGAAAUUCAAAAUACAUGUAAAGAGGCUGAUCCUGCCACAUUGCACAUUCUCAAUGCCGUUAAGGAGGCGGACAUGUUGCCUGAUAGCAAGGCUUCACUAAAGCUGCAAUUGCUGCAUGAUUGUUACCCCUUUCUGGAGCAGGUUCCCCCACACCGUUUUGACCACCUCGCAGUACUUGUGUAUCAAAAGGAGGGUGACGUCUACUUUAGUCAAGGUGACGUGGAAGGUGCCAAGACGACAUACAGUCGUGCUAUUCAAAUUGCGGAAACGCGUGUGGCUCGUGGCGAGAAGGAGAUAUACAUGGUUCUCAAAAGGUAUGUCCUGGCUAUGGUGGGCAUGGCACGGUUAUGGUACGCACAGGAACGCGAUACUACCGGUUUCACGUUUGCUGACAAGGACCUUCCCAUGAUGACCCCACGGGAGACUAGUAUAAGCUCGCUGAACUCCCUCGAAAGUAGUGUGCUUUCCGACACUAGUAUGUUUAGCCUGAAUCAAGCAAUUUUAAAGUCUAUGGCACCAAAAUCGCCACGCCGUCGCGCUGGUCCAGCAGUUAACGUUGUACAGUUGCUUCGUCCGGUGACAAUGAAAAUGAACUUUACGGCUGAAGACGAUUUUGUGCUGCGAAGCAAAAUGACACGUGAGUUAAAGGCAUCUCCAUGUGAGUUAUUACUUCUGCGGUGUAUCGAGGUAGUAGAGAUAGGACACCGGCGGCAGUCCGAGCUGCUCAUUCCCGCUCUCAUCGAGCUGGCACAGAUAUACGAGGAAUUGCGUCUUUACAAUCGCUCCCUUUUGUUAGUGCGCCGUUGCCUUGGUAUUUUAUCUGUUGUGUAUGAUUACGACCAUCCAUGGAUAAUACAGCUGCGGCGCCGUGCGGACUUUAUUGUAGAAUGUGUAGAUGAAUAUAACAAGGCGAAUAUGGCGACGAAGAUUCAAGCGACUUGGAAGAUGUUCAAGGCGAUGCGCCUACUAGAAGAGACUAUUGGACGGCCAGUCAUGCGCCAUGUGUGGAGUCCAGCGACGUACCGAAACCAGGCAAAUGAUACAAAUUUCCUCAAUGAGUUUGUGAACGACCUGCCGGAAGGCACCGUAUUGUGUGGCACAGGUGAACUGGAUGAACUCCUUGACACGGGUGGCGGAGUCGAUGAGGAAAAGAAGGUGAAUGGCAGCGAACACAGCGUGAGCGACAGGCCCUUGCCACCUGCGGUACUACGCGGUGAGGGGAGUCGUGGGCCGUCAACGGAAUUAAAGAUGGAACGACCACUGUCCUCUUUGCGACGUAGCACGCGAGCGAUGGAAGGAGCCACAUUGCCUCUAGGUGCCAUUGGUGGGCCGUACGAGGAGUUCCCCGUCGCAGCGGAGUAUCUACCGACGCAUGGGGAGGGUCGGAUCCCUGCAAACAUCACGCUUAUACCAAAUGGACGUAUUUCCGGUGCAAAACGGGAUAUGCAGACCGACAUGCACGUACAGCGCACUGCCCAGGGUGAGGUCCUGACAAUCCGCACGACGACAGUCAUUCGCACCUCAACGGAGCAAGAUAUCAGCAGAAACGGGGAGGACUUCAUUGACGAGGAAGAGGAAUAUGUUGCCGAGCAUGACGCAAGGGAGGCAGAGGGGAGGGGUCGGGUCGCCAUCCGGUAG
Trypanosoma rangeli is the source of this 1857-nucleotide messenger RNA. RefSeq lists its product as uncharacterized. NCBI's taxonomy places the organism in Eukaryota, Euglenozoa, Kinetoplastea, Trypanosomatida, Trypanosomatidae. The coding region runs from base 1 to 1857 and encodes 618 amino acids. The transcript has a single exon. The record is from RefSeq and is a predicted model, not a curated record. Gene Ontology annotation, molecular function: protein binding.